UAUACCUAUGUAGCUACGAACACCGAAAUAGACAAGGUCGAUUAAUCGUUGCUCAAAUCAAUAUUUAAACAAGUGUUUUCUGAAAUAUUAUGCCUUUCUCGAUGUUCCACUUACGUGUUCAUUCUUUUUCGAAGUUCUUAGCAAACUAGGUGUACGCUAGUAUUCCUUCCUGUAGAAAUGGAUUACAAAGUUAAACUUUUUGCUGUAAUUUUUGUCAGUUUUUGCAGCGUAGUCGAAAAUGCAUCGAUUUUGGCUUUAUUUCCUUCGCUGUCUUUCGCGGACCACUCGGUGUUCAGAGGUUACAUUUCGCUCCUGGCUCAGAGAGGACAUAAUAUCGUGUUGAUGACGCCGUACCCUGGACAAUUUGGGCUGCCAGAAGUUGAAAGAAUCGUGGAAUUGAACGUGGGAGAGGAGUCUGCACCUUACUGGGAGGAGUAUAAGAAACUAAUCACUGAUAAAGACGACUACUACCCUCAUAUGAAGGCUAUGAACGAGCUAAACGUGAAACUCGUCGUGGCACAGUUGAAAUCGAAAGCCAUGACGGCGCUGCUUGCAAACCCACACGUUAAAUUCGACUUGGUUGUAACCGAUGCCGAGAAUCCCAUACUCUACGCAUUAGCAGACAAAUAUAAGGCACCGCAUAUAGCGAUCACGACUGGCAGUGGCUCUAUCAAUCAGUUCGAAUCCAAGGGAGUCCCAGUGGAUCCUACUUUGUAUCCAGAUGUUAACAGUAUUUACCACAGGAACAUUAGUCAGUGGCAAAAGCUCGUUGAGUUAAACCGUCAUGUGCAAACGAGAAACGAGUAUUAUAACAACUACCUUCCGCUCUGCGAAAUAGCCGCUAAGAAGCUAUUUGCGGUCAAAUCUGAUCUGCUUACACUGGAAAAGAAUAUAGAUAUGCUGUUUGUGGCGAACAACCCACUGCUGAUUGGCAGAAGACCCAGCAGCCCUGCCGUAGCAUAUGUUGAUCGGUUGCAUGUGAAACCAGGCUUCCAAUUGCCAGAGGAUUUAAAACAACUUCUAGAUACGAAUACCAAAGGCGUAAUAUACUUCAGCAUGGGCGCUAUCCAGGAACCGGAACAUCUCUCUGUGAAGAUUUUGCAGACCCUAGCUGAUGCUUUCAAAGAACUACCUCAUUUGGUACUAUGGAAGAUUGCUAACUCAACUAUGAUUAAAACAUCUGAAAACGUUGUAACAAGUGCCUGGUUUCCGCAACAGGAAAUUUUGGCACAUCCAAAUGUCAAGCUAUUCAUAACACACGGUGGAGCUAGAUCGCUAGAGGAAACAGUAUUUUACGAAACUCCUAUUGUCGGUCUACCAAUAAUAAAAUCUAGAAAGGUGUUCAUCGAAGAAGUUAUUAAGCAUGGUGCAGGAGAAAUAUUAGAUUUGUACUACCUAGAGAAGGAAAAAACAAAAGAAGUUUUAACUGCUGUUGUCAAAAAUGAGGACUACAAGAAGGCGUUAAUAAAGCUGAAGAAUCAAAUCUUUGAUCCUGUGAUAUCAGGCCCGGAGCAUGCUAUUCUGUGGACGGAGUAUGUUUUACGUAACGGAGGAGCGCGCAUUCUGCAAUCACCAACCGCUGACUAUUCGAUUCUUCGUUAUUUAUCCGCGGAUGUUCUUUUUGUAAUAUCUGUGUCUAUCAUUUUCUCCUUAUUGUUAACUUACUUUUUGUUGCGAUACAUUAUUCGACGCAUUCGCCUUCGGAUACUUAGCAAAUAUGAUCCUUCCGGAAAAUUCAAGGCACUUUAAUACGUUUUCUGUUCAUGAAACAAUUUUAAAGCCAAAACUACUUACCUACAAGUGCAAGUAAUAUUUUUCUGAAAGAUACAUGAAAGUCUUAUUUGUGUGAA
Molecule: messenger RNA, 1850 nt
Organism: Aricia agestis (brown argus)
Lineage: Eukaryota; Metazoa; Arthropoda; Insecta; Lepidoptera; Lycaenidae
Gene: Ugt2
Product: UDP-glycosyltransferase UGT5-like
Exons: 4
Coding region: 178-1749 (523 amino acids)
Molecular function (GO): UDP-glycosyltransferase activity
Source: RefSeq, a predicted model, not a curated record